Molecule: messenger RNA, 611 nt
Organism: Cimex lectularius (bed bug)
Lineage: Eukaryota; Metazoa; Arthropoda; Insecta; Hemiptera; Cimicidae
Product: histone H2B-like
Exons: 1
Coding region: 33-407 (124 amino acids)
Cellular component (GO): nucleosome
Molecular function (GO): structural constituent of chromatin; protein heterodimerization activity; DNA binding
Source: RefSeq, a predicted model, not a curated record
UUCGUUCCUCGUUCAGUCUUCUAGUUCCAACCAUGGCACCGCCAAAAGCAACUGGAAAAGCGAUGAAGAAGGCCGGCAAGGCCCAAAAGAACAUCGCCAAGACCGAUAAGAAGAAAAAGAAGAGGAGGAAGCAAUCCUACGGUAUCUACAUUUACAAAGUGUUGAAGCAGGUCCAUCCUGACACCGGUGUCUCUUCCAAGGCGAUGAGCAUCAUGAACUCGUUCGUCAACGACAUCUUCGAGAGGAUCGCCGGUGAAGCAUCACGACUCUCUCAAUACAACAAGAGGAAAACCAUCACCAGUCGGGAGAUCCAGACAGCUGUCAGGCUUCUCCUUCCCGGAGAAUUAGCGAAACACGCCGUUUCUGAAGGGACCAAGGCUGUAACCAAGUAUACCAGCGCUAAGUAAACUAAGUUUACUUCUUUCAACGGCCCUUUUCAGGGCCACCAAAAAAACUCACUAAAGUUUUAUCAAGACUGGUUGUUCUCUCGCUCUUUUUUUAUUCGCGUUUACUUCUUUCAACAGCCCUUUUCACUAAAACGAAAAGUAUUUCUAAUGAUAAAUUUAAGCCGGAAACACACUCGACGCCUUGCCACGUUUUGGUGGGGUGUG